Molecule: messenger RNA, 1127 nt
Organism: Lycium barbarum (goji berry)
Lineage: Eukaryota; Viridiplantae; Streptophyta; Magnoliopsida; Solanales; Solanaceae
Product: psbP-like protein 1, chloroplastic
Exons: 9
Coding region: 162-881 (239 amino acids)
Biological process (GO): photosynthesis
Cellular component (GO): extrinsic component of membrane; photosystem II oxygen evolving complex; photosystem II
Molecular function (GO): calcium ion binding
Source: RefSeq, a predicted model, not a curated record
GAGAAUGAGAGGGAGCGAGAUUUGCAUGAUGUGGUUUAAGAAGCUCCUACCUGGUGUAAUAAGAUUGACAAACAUUUCUUUCUUCCUUGCUGUGAGCGCGUGGCAAAAGCUCUCCUUCGCCGGAACGGCUACUCUUUAGGUCUGGAUUACUGCUUGAAGAAAUGGUGUCUUUGCAAAAGUUUCCAUCAGUACAUCAUGCAUACUUAUUAAAUGCAUCCCCUCAGCAGGGAUUGUUUAGGAUCAACCCCAACCGAAGAGGUCCUGGCUUUCUUAUCAGAUCAGAACAAGUGUCUGAAGUUCCGAUUUCCUCUUGCCAAGAUAGACCUGGAAGACGUCAAUUUCUUGCCAUGGGAUCAACAAUUGCCCCUUUGUUGCUAAUCUCUUAUCAGACACCAACAUCAUUUGCUGCAGAAUCUAAGAAGGGAUUUCUGCCCGUCACAGACAAGAAAGACGGAUACUCCUUCUUCUAUCCUUUUGGGUGGCAGGAGGUAGUUGUCGACGGUCAAGAUAAGGUUUUCAAAGAUGUUAUUGAACCACUAGAAAGUGUCAGUGUAAAUGUGAUACCCACCAUCAAACAUGAUAUUCGAGAUUUUGGUUCACCACAACAGGUUGCUGAAACUUUAAUAAAAAAGUUUUUAGCAUCACCUUCUCAAAAGACAAAAGUGAUUGAAGCAUCAGAGCAUGACGUUGAAGGGAAAACUUAUUACACAUUCGAAUUUACUGCACAAGCCCCAAAUUUUACUCGCCACGCCCUCGCUGCAGUCUGCAUUGGCAAUGGGAAGUUCUAUACAUUGACAACUGGGGCAAAUGAGAGGAGAUGGGGGAAGAUGAAAGACAGAUUACGUACCGUAGUCGAUUCCUUCCAAAUUUUCAAUGUUUAAUGUACUAGAAUUUGCACUUGUAUCUUGCUUUCACGGUGACAGGUUUUCAGGAAAAGCACCAAACAUUAGAGGCUGUAUAAUCUAUGUAGAUAUGAGCAUUCUCUUUAAACAUUAGAGGCUGUAUUCUCUAUGUAGAUAUCAUGAGCAUUCUCUUUUUGUCAAUCCUUUCCUGUCGAAAAUCAUUACAAGAAUUUGUAGAAAGAGCAUUUGUGGAAUUCAACUUCAAUGUUAUCCGCAUGUUUAAUU